AUGCGGUCGCCGCCGCCGCCUCUCCCAUGGCGGCCGCUGCUCCGCUUCAUCCUAACCCUCGCCAUCCUCACGCCAUCUCCCGCGGCGGCCGCCGACCUCGCGUCCGACGCGGCGGCCCUCGCCGCCUUCCGCGCCGCCGUGGGGCCACGCGUGGCCUGGAACGUCACCUCCCCAACGACCGUCUGCAGCUGGACGGGCGUCUCCUGCACGGGCCCCCGCGUCACGGCGCUCCGCCUCCCCGCGGCCGCCCUCGCCGGCCCCAUCCCGGCGGGCACGCUCGGCAACCUCACCGCCCUCCAAACCCUCAGCCUGCGCUACAACGCGCUGAGCGGCGCCCUGCCCGCCGACCUCGCCGCCGCCGCCGACCUCCGCGGCGCCUUCCUCAACGACAACCGCCUCACGGGCGACUUCCCGCCCGCCUUCCUCGCCAUGCCCGGCCUCACCCACCUCGCGCUCGGCGGCAACUCCCUCUCCGGCGCCAUCCCGCCCGCCCUCGCCAACCUCACCCGCCUCAGAGUCCUCCUCCUCGAGAGCAACCGCUUCGCCGGCGCGAUCCCCGACCUCCCGCAGCCGUCCCUGCAGCAGCUCAACGUCUCCUUCAACCAGCUCAACGGAUCCGUCCCGCCCUCGCUCCGCUCCCAGCCCCGCUCCGCCUUCCUCGGCAUGGCCUCCCUCUGCGGCGCCCCCCUCCCCGCCUGCCCCGGCGAGCAGCCCUCCCCUCCCCCCUCCCCAACAACCCAACCCUCCUCCCCCACCCCCACACCACCAUCCCCCACCACCACCACCAACAACAAAAACAAGCUCUCCGGCGGCGCCAUCGCCGGAAUCGCAAUCGGCGCCGUCAUCGGCGCAGCCCUCCUCCUCCUCCUGCUCAUCUGCCUCUGCCGCCGCUCAACCCGCACCAAAACCCGGGCCCUCGAAAUGCCGCCCCCGUCCCCCGCCGCCAUCCCCGCGGGCGGCGGCCGAAAACCGCCAGAGACAACCAGCAGCGCCGCCAUCGCGCCGCUCGCCGGCAUGGGCCACCCCGGCGCCCCCAUGGGAGGCCAGUCCACCUCCGGGAAGAAGCUCGUCUUCUUCCGCCCCGCGGCGGCCGCGGUGCAGCCGUUCGACCUGGAGGACCUGCUGCGCGCGUCCGCCGAGGUGCUCGGGAAGGGCGCCAUCGGGACCACCUACAAGGCCGUGCUCGAGUCCGGCGCCACUGUGGCUGUCAAGCGCCUCAAGGACGUCAACAUGACUGAGCCUGAGUUCCGUGAGAGGAUUGCUGACAUUGGGGAGCUGCAGCACGAGUUCAUUGUGCCGCUGCGUGCGUACUACUUCAGCAAGGAUGAGAAGCUGCUCGUGUCCGACUUCAUGCCCAUGGGGAGCCUCUCUGCACUCCUGCACGGUAACAGAGGUUCUGGCCGUACACCACUGAACUGGCCGACAAGAGCAAGCAUUGCCCUUGCUGCAGCCCGUGGGAUUGAGUACAUCCACUCGACAAGCUCAACGACUUCCCAUGGCAACAUCAAGUCAUCCAAUAUCCUUCUGGGCAAGUCAUAUCAAGCACGCGUAUCAGACAACGGCCUUGCUACUCUUGUUGGCUCAUCAUCCGCACCAUUGCGCGCCACUGGAUACCGAGCUCCGGAGGUUACUGAUCCCCGGAGGGUAUCCCAGAAGGCUGACGUGUACAGCUUUGGAGUUCUCUUGCUGGAGCUGCUGACAGGCAAGGCCCCCAGUCAGGCUGCUCUUAACGACGAGGGCGUCGACCUGCCCAGGUGGGUGCAGUCCGUCGUACGCUCGGAAUGGACCGCAGAGGUGUUUGACAUGGAGCUCCUGAGACACCAGGACUCCGAGGAACAGAUGGUUCAGCUUCUACAGCUUGCCAUAGACUGCGUCGCACAAGUCCCAGAUGCACGGCCGACGAUGUCACAUGUUGUCGUGCGGAUUGACGAGAUCAAGAGGUCAAGCGAGAGCGUCGAAGGAACCGAUCAACAGCAGGAUGCCUUGAAUCAGGCAGAGGACGACGAUCAGGAUGAAACCGUCGAGGGGCCAGCUCAUUUGGCGCCAUGAUCUCGAGUGACCAGAGAGAGGAGUCGGCUAAUUGCUGCAGCCCGCAUUCGGUUCAUAUAUUUGAUGAAUCCUAUCUCCGAUCGAGUUGGCUGUUUUUCAUCUUGUUAGCAAAUAUUGAAUUCGGCAACUUGGGUGUUAACUGAUUGUGUGCUCUCAGUAACUCGUGGUGGUUUAGGAAUCUUCUAUGCUCAACUGUGUGAUUGCUUAAUUGCCCUAGUUAUUCUACUACUAGCUGAUUAGGUUGGUUCUUUAGCGGCUAUCCAUGUAAUUACUCAAACCCAAUCUAUUGUCUGGAACUCCUUGGCGAAACCAUUCAUGAGUGUGCUUUGCUC
Molecule: messenger RNA, 2381 nt
Organism: Lolium rigidum
Lineage: Eukaryota; Viridiplantae; Streptophyta; Magnoliopsida; Poales; Poaceae
Product: probable inactive receptor kinase At1g48480
Exons: 2
Coding region: 1-2049 (682 amino acids)
Biological process (GO): protein phosphorylation
Molecular function (GO): protein binding; protein kinase activity; ATP binding
Source: RefSeq, a predicted model, not a curated record